GACUGCGCGACCUUGAGCCUGGAGCUCCUUUCAUUUCAGUUCGCGACAGAAAUUGUAGGUCUAAUAAUUUGCUUCACUUUGGAUGUAUUCUCCAGUUGAUUUUGAAUUGGUACAGAGCUGAUGGAUGGAUUAUUUACAUUAAAAUUAACGGGAAAAAUUAUCAGAUUUUACAACUGUUAUCUAGUUAGAGAAGAGCAUUUGGUAAAAGAUGAUUUGUGGAUUCGAGAUGGGAUAAUUCUCGAUGGAUUAACUGUAUUCUUUUCUGAAAAGGCAAUGCCAGAUAUUCUCAUCGAUGUUGGCGGGGGUAUUAUUUCUCCCGGUCUUAUAGAUGUACAAGUUAAUGGUGCAUAUGGGUAUGAUUUCUCAAAUCCAGAUCAGGACAUAGAAAAUGUUUGUAACCAGGUUGCGGAGAAACUCCCACAAACAGGAGUCACAGCUUUUUGUCCAACAAUCAUUACUUCCUGUCAAGAAUUGUAUCCAAAACUUAUAUCAAGAUAUCAGAAAUAUGUAAACAAACCUAACUGUUCAAAAGUGCUUGGGAUUCAUCUUGAGGGUCCAUUCAUUAGCACAGAUUGCGCUGGAAUGCACCAAACAGACUACAUAAAGGGAUUCGGUACUGAUCCUAUAAAGUCCAUUUCAGAGAUUUACGGUCCCAAUCUUGACAGAGUUAAGAUGAUUACAAUUGCGCCAGAAUUGGAAGGUGCUACAACAGCUGCAGCAUACUUAUCUUCACUAGGUAUCGUAGUGUCUAUUGGUCAUACCAACUGUGACUACGAGUCGGCAGAAUCUGUUUUAUCUUCAGGAGCAACUUUCGUCACUCAUCUAUUCAAUGCUAUGCCAUCUUUCCAUCAUCGUAAAGCCCACAUCUUCGGCUUAUUUGCUAGUACUAAGACACCACUCCAUAUUGGGCUAAUCGCUGACUUGGUGCAUUCACAUCCAGCUGCUCUACGUUUAGCAGACGCAAUUUCACCUGGUCAUGUAACCCUUGUCACAGAUUGUAACACCGCAUUCGGCCUUCCAGAUGGCUCGUAUACAUUCGGUGAGCAAAAUAUUCAAGUAGAAGCUGGCAAGGCAUACAUUGCUGGUACAAAUUGUUUAGCUGGAGGCACUACGCCAUUGUUAACUUGUGUCAGAAACUUCUGGCUAGAAGUCACCCGUGAGAAAAUCAACGCUGAAUCCAGUGUUCCAAAGGAGUGGGCUGGACUUGGAUACGCACUGGCAGCAGCUAGUACAAGGCCAGCAAGUGUUCUUCGCCUUUUAUCUUCAAAUGCAUCAAACUCAGAACAUAAGUCAAGUUCCGAAUCCAUUUUGCCCUUGGGAACAUUAAGCUCGGGUUCUUCUGCAGACUUCAUAAUUAUACGCCCAGUAUUAAGUGAGACAAGUCCAAAACCUGAAAUUAAACUGUUAUGCACUUGGAUCAAUGGUAAACCUGUUUACUUCUGCUCAGAUUAUCAUGCCUAUAUCAAUAUAAAAUCCUCGACGUAGUAUUUUCUAACAUAGUUUAUCGUUUUUUUACCAAAUGAUUGUUUACUAUACCAUUCAAUCUUGACUAUUCGAAAAUACUUUUACGAAAUAUAAACUAGUUUUUAUAUAUCAAAUGGUUCUCUAAAUUUAUUCACAGGAAAAAUGUGAAUAUAUUCAUAAAUACAGGCAACUGUCAUUCUGAUCGGUCUUAUGACAAAAUAAAUUAAUCAAUUACAAUAUGGGUCUAAUUGGAACACUUUGUAUGUGUCGCUGGUAAGCCAUACAUAUAAGGCCGUCCUCAGAUAAGUUGUGAGCAGAAUGUCCUAAUUAGACCAAUACUAUCAAUGAUUAAUUCGUACUGAAAUUCCACGCUGGUUCCAUAUACCUUGUGACUCAAUCGCUUGGAUUAUUACUUCCCAGUAGGGCACCGUCAACUAAGUGCUCAGAAUUUAACGUCCUAUCACAGGUAAAACCUACACUCCAUGAUUACCCACCAACCUACAAGGGAUGAUCAGACUUCCAAUGUAAGUGUUCAACUUACUCAACUACCUCAUUCCUGAUCACUACUUUGGGCUUUGACGCAGACCAAUGACAUAGCCAAACAGAACUAGCCGAUUAAUGUCAUUUGAUGGCAACCACAUAUGACUUAUAGGACAACUGCAUGUGAUUGGCUAAGGAAUGGAAUCAUUUUCUAAGGGGUAGUAAUAUAUAUACAUAGUAGUAUUUUAUAUAUCGUUCGGUAGCCCAACAGACGUUCUGUUCCACUCUUGACUUCUCUCUCAAAUAGUUUGAGAGUUUAGUGAGUAACACGUUGCGCAUCGGUGUCAGAUCUCGAACACUGCUUAUCAUAACAACCAGUGUUGAAGCGCAAUUUUCAAUAGUAUAGCCGUUCAGGGCGAUUUACAAACUGCAUUUUGUUAGCGUCUUCACUAAAUAAAAGUACCCCUACGUUCUAAGUUUAUAAACAAAUCUAACAGUAGAAGAUUGAGCAGUGGAAAAUUAGCAUAGAGAGGCUAAGUUUUCAGCCCGAAUCCCAGAAUAGUAGAAGCAGUAACAUUAUGAGUUGUCUUUGAAAAGAUUAGGCAUAGAAGACACGAUUCAAAAUAUAAAUCAGUGAGAUAAAAACACGGAGAAUGUUAUGAGAAACACAGGAUUUGGGAGUCAUUCCAAACGGUUUCGAGCCAUAUAAUUAAAGGUUUUUAACCAUUGGUUUCGAUGAUCAGGUGGACCCCAACUCAGGUAGUCUACACCUAUUAAGAAAACUCAUUCCAACAGUCAGUGGCUUGAAUUGAUGCCAUGUUCUUGGUUUGGUCGCCUCUAGCCUUGUUCCAGACUACUACACCACACAAGCUUGCCCGUCGAGUUGGGCCGUGGCUAGACAUACGUGAAAUAUAACUCACACGCUUCAGUUGAUGAAAGUUUACAACCCCACUGAUUGAUUUAGCAUCCUUACCUAAUACCCUAUUCCUGGCCCACUGCUUACUUCAUGAUCACAAAAUACACAAGGAAUGCUUUAAAGAAACCUAUGAUCGAAUGCUAGUAACUUGGGAACAUCUAUUCUUAAAAGCCAGGUUUCACAUCCGUAAAGUAGGACGGAACAGAAUGUUGAGCAAUAAACUUGCCCUAUGGUUGGCGAAAACCAGUAGGGCUUUCUACAUCCGUGACAGGACUUCACCAGGACUGAAGAGACCCUCGAAAUAUGUAAGGCGGUCGAUAGUCCAAGCAACUAUCAGUUCAGUAGACGCCGCUGAAAUCCACCGAAUUUUUUUAACCUUUUGAUUUAAUUUACUAGUAUAUAUCACUUCUAUUUCCACAGCUUUUUAGAUAUCAUGCCAAGCUACACCAGGGUGAACAUCAUUUUUAUAGUUGACUAACUCUAGGUGUUUCUGAAAUAUAUUUUCAACUUUUAUUAAUUAGAACUUAACGGAGUUUUCUCGCAGUGGAUUUUCUGUGUCCAGUAAGAUGCAAACAAAUAUGUGCUCAAACAAGAGCAUGAUGUGAGUCUAAUCAUGUACUCGAGGAUGAAUGACAGUCUUCUAUCGAGUCCUUCCAACGAUGGCUGAUGACGAUUUGGUCUAUUUGAGUCAAUCGUUGAGUUGAUUGUGGAGAUCGCUACAUCAGACGUUUCUCCUUAUGUUUAAAGUUGGUGUUUUCCAGAAAUAGACGGUUACCUGAACAAAGUUGUAACAGACAGUUGCUAUUAUCUGUUUGCUGAGCCGCAACA
Molecule: messenger RNA, 3688 nt
Organism: Schistosoma rodhaini
Lineage: Eukaryota; Metazoa; Platyhelminthes; Trematoda; Strigeidida; Schistosomatidae
Source: the annotation of a GenBank genome assembly